Molecule: messenger RNA, 1821 nt
Organism: Brienomyrus brachyistius
Lineage: Eukaryota; Metazoa; Chordata; Actinopteri; Osteoglossiformes; Mormyridae
Product: trichoplein, keratin filament binding
Exons: 13
Coding region: 157-1650 (497 amino acids)
Biological process (GO): apoptotic process
Cellular component (GO): keratin filament
Source: RefSeq, a predicted model, not a curated record
GGAAAUAAAAGGGUUACCAAGAGAAACAGGAAGUGGCUUCUGCAGAAAACUCCCCUUGAUUUCAACGGAAAUUUGAAAACACGGACGAGAAGACAAUCAGAGCUUUGCAGCAAGCAACGCCGAAAUCGCUGCUGUUUUACUGAGGACUGCGAGCCAAUGGCUCUGCCGACGCUCUCCAAACGCUGGGCGAGCCGGAGCCUGGAGCAGCAGAUGCUUCGGCAGCGGGAUCGCGAGGAGCGAAUGCGACGCCAGUGGGAGACCCAUUCGCAGUACUUCAGACAGCAAGACGUCCUUAGCUGCAAGCAGGCACAGUGGAGUUCCCGGCAGUCUUUCCAGCAGAGCAUGGCGGCGUAUCAGCAGGACAGUCUAAAACAGGAAAAGACACGCAGCCUGGAGCAGCGGCGGGAAAGGCUGUGCGCACUGCUGCAGAACGAGCGGGACCAACUGGAGGCCGAACUGCGGGCGUUGGUUCCUGACCGCGCAGUGCAGGCCAGGCAGCUGCUGUGGAGGACGGAGGAGCUCCGCUCAGCCAGGGAAGAGCGGCAGAGGAUGCUGGCCCAGAAACUACUGCAGGAGCACUGGAAACGCAACAACCCAGAGCUGCAAAAGAUGGAGUCGGCUUUGCACCAAGAUCACGUUGUGAGCCAGUGGAAAGUACAGCAGUCUGAGAAAAAGAAGCGGGAAGAGGCAUCACGGGAAGAGGAGUUGCGCUUUGAGAACGAGCGCGAGCGGAAUCAGCAGGAGGCGCUAGAGAGGAUGAGGGAGGAGGAAGAGAGGAGGAAGGCAGAGGCCAGACAGCAAGCUGAGGAACUCCAGCAGCAAAUGAAGGAGCUCAAACUGCGGGAGGAAGAAGCUAACCGGCUGAAGAAGGAACAGGAGGGUUUGCUCUCUCAGCGCUGGGAGGUGGAAAGGCUAGAGGAAGAGCGGAAGAAACAGGAGGAGAGCAGAAGGAAAUACGAGCUAAGGUACUUCCUGAGCAGACAGUACCGAGCUCAGCUGAAGAAACGAGCCCAGCAGGUGCAGGAAGAGUUGGAGGAUGACCGGCGCAUCCUGGCGACUCUGCUGGAGGGCGAGGAGGAGGACAGGAGACUGGCCAGCGCGCGGCGAGAGCGGGCCGCGGCUGACGCUGCCUGGAUGCAGGAGGUGCUAGAGGAGCAGCUCCAGCUGGAGCGGGAGAGGGAAGCGGAGUUUGACAUCCUCCACAGAGAGGAGGCCCAGAGAGUGUGGGCAAUGCGCGAGGCGGAGUGGGAGAAGGAACGGAGGGCCAGGGAGCGGCUCAUGCAGGAGGUACUGGCUGGUCGGCGCCAGCAGCUGCACCAGAAAAUGCUGGAGAACAGGUGGGCUCAGGAAGAGUCCCUCCGGAGGCGUGAGGAGCUGAUUGAGCAGCUGGAGAAAGAGAAGCAGGCAAGACGACAGGAACGGGAGCAGGAAGAGGCGCAGAAGACGGCACGCAUGAGGGAGAUCAACACUCAGGUGGCACAACAGCAUAAGGAGCUGAGGGACGUUCAGCAAAGGGAGGAGCAGGAGGAGGAAGAGGAGGCGGCGGCUCAGAGGUGGCAGGAUGAGGAGCUUCAGCUGGAAUUGGACAGGACAUCCCAGCGAGGCUUUCAGGAGAAGAUUCACAGCCGGCCCAGAUCAGCCUGGACCUGAGGAAGCCAUGGAGCAAAGACAUGAGGUCAUAGAUUUCAAAAUUUAAGCAAACUGAACCCUGAAUUAUUCUGUAUCUAGGUUUUUUUAAAGCUGCAAAAUGUAAUUAAAUUAAAAUUUGAAACAUGGCUUCUUUCAUAGACAAGUGACUCCACAAUAAAAAAAUAAAAAUUG